Paraphaeosphaeria sporulosa is the source of this 2641-nucleotide messenger RNA. RefSeq lists its product as uncharacterized. NCBI's taxonomy places the organism in Eukaryota, Fungi, Ascomycota, Dothideomycetes, Pleosporales, Didymosphaeriaceae. Gene Ontology annotation, biological process: carbohydrate metabolic process. The coding region runs from base 40 to 2454 and encodes 804 amino acids. The transcript has 3 exons. The record is from RefSeq and is a predicted model, not a curated record.
CUCGAGCAGACGCAGCUCCCAGUCCUCUCGUCGAGGUGCAUGCCGCCAGUCCGCUUCACACUGCGAGGACCUUGUGCUUCUGCGCGACAGCUGGUGACGCCAUCGCUUGCCCGCGCAACCUUCCCGCCGGCGGCCCCACCCGCUCGCGAUAGCAGCACCCCGCGAGCGCAACUGCGCCGCUUCCACACGCACAUGCUCAGGAUGGACGCGCGACACAUUUCGGAAGGCGCGGCCCCGGGGGGCGAUGGCCUCAAGCUGGUCAACCGCCUGGGCGAGAGCAGGAGCCCGUAUGUGCGCGCACACAUGAACAACCCCGUUGCGUGGCAGAUCUGGGGCCCCGAAGCACUCGAGCUGGCAAAGGCGACGGGCCGGCUCAUCUUCGUCAGCAUCGGAUAUGCCGCCUGCCACUGGUGCCAUGUCAUGGAGCGCGAGUCCUUUGAGAAUGCAGAAGUCGCCGCCCUCCUCAACGAGUCCUUUAUCCCCAUCAAGAUCGACCGCGAGGAGCGGCCCGACGUCGACCGCAUAUACAUGAACUACGUCCAGGCGUCGACCGGCUCGGGCGGGUGGCCGCUCAACUGCUUCAUAACACCAGACCUCGAGCCCAUCUUCGGCGGCACCUACUGGCCCGGCCCUGGCUCGACCAUGGCCGGACAGAGCCACAUCGGCUUCGUCGGGAUCCUCGAGAAGAUACGCGACGUGUGGAAGAACCAGCGGCAACGGUGCCUCGACUCGGCCCAAGACGUCACCGCCCAGCUGCGCGAGUUUGCCGAGGACGGCAGCAUCAGCCGCAAGGAGGGGGCCGACCAAGAUCCCCUUGAUCUCGAGCUGCUCGAUGAGGCCUACGAGCACUUUGCCGCAAAGUACGACCCCACGUACGCCGGCUUCGGAUCAGCGCCCAAGUUCCCCACGCCGACGAACCUGGUCUUCUUGCUGAAGCUGUCGCAAUAUCCAAAGGCAGUCGCCGAUGUGGUCGGAGCAAAAGAAUGUACCAAUGCAAAGGACAUGGUUCUGGCAACACUUUCAGCAAUGAACAGGGGUGGCAUCCACGACCAGAUCGGCCACGGCUUCGCAAGAUAUAGCGUCACAAGGGAUUGGAGCCUACCACACUUCGAGAAGAUGCUGUACGACCAAGCACAGCUACUGCCGGUAUACCUCGAUGCCUACCUCCUGACACGGAGUCCUGACCAUCUGGCCGCCGUCCACAACAUUGCCACCUACCUCACCACCCCUCCCAUGCAAUCAGAAACUGGCGGCUUCUUUUCUGCCGAAGACGCGGAUUCGCUGUACCGAUCGUCUGACAAGGAGAAACGAGAGGGUGCAUUCUAUGUAUGGACCUUGAAUGAGUUCCAAGACAUCCUGGGCGACCGAGACGCCGACAUCCUUGCCAGGUAUUACAACGUCAAAGACGAAGGCAACGUUGAUCCAGAGCACGACGCGCAUGAUGAGCUCAUCAAUCAAAACGUCCUAGCAAUCAGCAGUACCCCCGCAGACCUGGCCAAAGAGUUCGCCCUUUCCACGGAAGAAAUCGAAAAGACGCUCUCGGAAGGCCGGAAGAAGCUCCUGGCACAUAGAGAAAAGGAACGGCCGAGGCCUGCGCUGGACGAUAAGAUUGUCGUCUCCUGGAACGGGCUUGCUAUUGGCGCGCUCGCCCGCACCGCAGCUUCACUCUCCGCGUCAGGUCCCUUAUUUGCACAGUUAUACCUCGCCGCGGCGGAAAAGGCCGCUGCUUUCAUCCAGAAAGAACUAUACGACCAACAAGCACACACGCUCCGACGCGUCUACCGAGAAGGCCCCGGCGACGUGCCAGGCUUUGCGGACGACUACGCGUAUCUCAUCUCGGGCCUGAUCGACCUCUAUGAAGCGACCUUCAACGACGCAUACCUGCGGUGGGCCGAUGACCUCCAGAAGACCCAAAUCGAGCUCUUCUGGGACAAGCAGCAUCUAGGCUUCUUCUCCACGCCCGAGGGCCAAAAGGAUCUCAUCAUGAGGCUGAAAGACGGCAUGGACAACGCAGAGCCCGGCACCAACGGCAUCUCGGCGCGGAAUCUGGAUCGCCUCGGUGCGCUCCUCGAGGACGAGACGUAUGUGCAGCGCGCGCGGGAAACGACGAGCGCAUUCGAGGCGGAAAUCAUGCAGCACCCAUUCCUCUUUCCGGGGAUGAUGGACUCGAUUGUUGCCUCCAAGUUUGGGACCAGGCAUGCUGUUGUCACGGGCGAGGGGGAGAAGGUGGAGGAGUGGCUAAGGAGAUAUAGGGAGAGACCUGCGGGACUGAGUGUUGUGAGCAGGAUCGGAAGCAACCUGGGGGGAUGGCUGAAGGAGAGGAACACGUUGGUGAAGAGCAUGGAUGCAGGCAAGGAGGGUGUUAUGGUUUGUGAGCAGGGCGCGUGUAGGGAGGAGCUCGGGUGGGGGAUGGAGGGAAUGGGUGACGCGCUUCAGGAAAUUAGUGAGCGGUAGCUAGCUGUGCAUGUUUCUCUUUUGAUGUCGGACAUUGCGGGUGAUGGUAUCGAUGUGGAGGCGUUAGGAGCACUCGAACAACGAGAUGUCCACUCUGCCCUCCAGCGCUGCUAGUAGAAAGAAAAGCCUGUACGAUUGUCAUGUUUGCGAGGCAAGUUUUUCUCGGAAUACAACAUCUUCAUUCGCU